AUGUUCAAAACACCCUUCAAUCGUUUAUCCCAAACCUCCGCUCAUUUCAUAAAAACAACAAUUUCACGCAACAUGUCCUCAGCACGGCCAACAGGCUUAAUCGCCAAAUCCGGCAUCGAGCUCCUUACUUUCGGAACCCCCAAUGGCCACAAAGCUUCAAUUCUGCUCGAGGAGCUGAAGGAGGCCUAUGGCAAGGAUUACACAUUUCAAAGCAUCAAUAUUAUGGAAAACAUUCAAAAGGAGCCGUGGUUCACUGAAAUCUGUCCCAAUGGCAGGAUACCGGCCAUUGUUGACCACGACCGUAAGGAUUUUGCCGUCUUUGAGGGGGCUGCCAUCUUGGCGUAUCUUACGAGGCAUUAUGAUCCGGAUCAUAAAUUUAGUUUCGCGGAUGAGGAUGAUUAUAGUAGAGCAGAGCAGUGGAUUGCUUGGCAGCAUGGAGGUCUUGGACCAAUGCAAGGCCAAGCCAACCACUUCUACCGUAUAAUCAAAGAUAGAAUCCCCUACCCAACCCAGCGCUACGUCGGCGAAGCCGAACGUCUCUACGGCGUCCUGGACAUCCAGCUCAAAGACCGCGACUACAUUGUUGGGCCGGGCCGCGGAAAGUACUCCAUCGCCGACAUCGCCUCGUUCGGCUGGGUCAACGUCUCGUACUUCGCCGGCAUCGACCUCGACCAGUUCCCCAAUGUCCAGAGAUGGUGGAAGGCGAUUUCCCAGCGUCCUGCUGUGAGGAAGGGGACUCAGAUUCCGUCCAAGAGCCAGGUUGUUAAUGAGGCUAUUCCGGAACGCCUUGAGACGGAUCCGGAGUUUAAGGCGAAGGAUGAGGAGGUGAAGAAGGCGGGUGCGGAGGCUAAGAAGCUGUUUAAUUACAAGUUUUCUGCUCCGUAG
This is a messenger RNA of Lachnellula hyalina, 885 nucleotides long. RefSeq names its product Disulfide-bond oxidoreductase (gene yfcG). Bases 1 to 885 code for a protein of 294 amino acids. Lineage: Eukaryota; Fungi; Ascomycota; Leotiomycetes; Helotiales; Lachnaceae. The record is from RefSeq and is a predicted model, not a curated record. The transcript has 2 exons.